Messenger RNA from Cadophora gregata, 2117 nucleotides. RefSeq lists its product as uncharacterized. Gene Ontology annotation, molecular function: carbohydrate:proton symporter activity. The record is from RefSeq and is a predicted model, not a curated record. Gene Ontology annotation, biological process: transmembrane transport; carbohydrate transport. The transcript has 3 exons. NCBI's taxonomy places the organism in Eukaryota, Fungi, Ascomycota, Leotiomycetes, Helotiales, Ploettnerulaceae. Gene Ontology annotation, cellular component: membrane. The coding region runs from base 377 to 1990 and encodes 537 amino acids.
UAAAUUCUGACCCGGACUGCCUGCGUUCAGUGUCUUGGUAUCUCUCACUGGAGCUCGAAGGGCAAUACCUUACUCCGCGCCUCCACAACCCCGCACGAUGUAUCCCAUCAGAGCUACUACAUGAAACUCAAAAGUGUCAGUACCCCGGAUUAGAAUCUUUCCGCCAUCGUUCCAGAUUCUCACUUGUACUCCAAGUUUUUCGGUCAUUCCUGAUCAUAACUUAAGAGGUGAUCUUGUGAGUCCAGCCACCAUAAUCUGGGCGCCAAGCUCCUGCUCCAUAUAUACUUCGAUAUCCUUCAAACAUUUUUCAGUCUUCAUCUCAAGCAUCUCUGAGCUUCAAUUAUCUACCCAAAUACAUUCUUUGAAAUCAGAAAUCAUGGGGAUCUUUUCAGCAAACGAUAGCUCUGCCUUCAAGGCACCGGCAGCGGUCUACAACUGGAGAGUGUAUGCGCUCGCAUUAUCUGCAUCAAUGGGAUCCAGUAUGUUUGGUUAUGAUUCGGCCUUCAUCGGUGGAGCCAUGGCCCUUCCUUCAUUUAAAGCAAGAUUUGGUUUGGCAGAAGCAUCAGGAGAUACCCUUGCAUCCCUUCGUGCCAACAUCGUCAGUACAUUUCAAGCUGGGUGCUUCUUUGGAGCCAUUUUGUGUUACUGGAUGUCUGGGAGACUCGGUCGACGCAUUCCUCUGAUGAUUUGCGGUUGCGUGUUCAAUAUUGGUGUUAUAUUGCAAAUGGCCUCAAGCGGACACAUUGGCAUGAUCUAUGCCGGUCGCGCUUUCACUGGCCUUGGUGUUGGAGCUUCUUCCUUGAUCAUCCCACAAUAUAUUUCUGAGUGUUCCCCUCCAGCGAUCCGCGGACGUUUGAUCGGAGUUUUCGAAAUCGUGUUACAAUUCUCCCUGGUCGUAGGAUUUUGGGUCAACUACGGAGUCAACCAGAAUGUUUCACCCACAUCAGAUUCGCAGUGGCAUAUCCCCUUCGCCAUCCAAUUCGUACCAGGCACGCUCCUUGUCAUUGCCAUGUUCUUCCAACCAGAGUCUCCUCGAUGGCUGUUAAAGAAUGGACGUGACGAGCAGGCUAUCAAGAACUUGACUUAUAUUCGCCAGCUUCCUGAGGACGAUGCCUACCUCCAAUGGGAAAUUGACACCGUCAAGGAGCAAGUACAAUUGGAAUUUGAUGCUGGCGUCAACGAAUCGUUUCUCAAGAAGCUACGAGCUGUCUUCUCCCCAGGAGUUCGCAACCGUGUUGCUAUCGGCAUGUCCCUGAUGAUGCUGCAAAACCUUUCCGGAAUCAAUGCCUUGAACUAUUACUCGCCUAUUAUCUUUGGAUCGAUUGGCUUCAAGGGUACAAGUGUAGGACUUUUGGCAACUGGAGUUUUCGGUUUGGUCAAGGCUUUCGCAACCCUUGGAUUCAUGAUCUUCGGCAUUGACAAACUUGGUCGCCGGAAGUCCCUCCUUAUUGGUUCUGUUGGUGCGAUGUUUGCCAUGUUCUACCUUGCUGGAUUCAGCAAGAUCUCUGGCUCUUUCGACGGAAACGCAAAGCAAGAUGCUGGCGCGUACGUUGCAAUCGUUAUGAUUUACCUCUUCGCCAUCUUCUACGCCAUGUCAUGGAACGGAAUCCCAUGGAUUUUCUGCGCUGAGGUUUUCCCAACCGGCACUCGCAGUGUCUGCCUCGUGUUCACCACUUGCACGCAAUGGCUCGGACAGUUUAUCAUUGUGUACUCGACACCAUAUAUGAUGAACAACAUCAAGUACGGAACAUUCAUUUUCUUCGGCGCUCCGCUUGUGGUGGGAAUGACCUUUGUCAUCCUCUUCAUGCCCGAAACCAGAGGUCUUUCUCUCGAGAACAUGGAUAUCAUGUUCAACAUGUCUGGAUUGGCUCAUGGAAAGAGAGCUAAGACCGAUGCCAUUAUCAAUGAGAGACGGAUUGCGGAUGACAUGGAUCGAUCGGGCGUCAAGAAUGAUAGAGAAGUGGUUGAGCAAGUUGAGAAGAUUGUUUGACCGACCAUGCAUGGUCGGGCAGUAGAGCCCUGAGUCUCAGUAAAAUGCUAGAUAUUUGCCACAAUAAUAUGUUACAGUAGCAGCGUGUAAUCUAUAGAGCGAAUACCAAAUCGGCAUCAAAAAUCAU